Rhagoletis zephyria (snowberry fruit fly) is the source of this 817-nucleotide messenger RNA. RefSeq lists its product as uncharacterized. The record is from RefSeq and is a predicted model, not a curated record. Lineage: Eukaryota; Metazoa; Arthropoda; Insecta; Diptera; Tephritidae.
AGAAAUGAAAUUGAAAAUGCAAAUCGUGCAUUUUAUGGAAUAGCAAAAUUUCCGAAAGUUGUCGGAUGUAUCGACUGCACACAUGUCAGAAUUCAGUCGCCUGGUGGGGAAAAUGCUGAAGUAUUCAGAAAUCGAAAAGGUUUCUUUUCUUUUAACGUACAACCUGUCUGCCACACAAAUUUAGAAAUAGCUGACCUCGUAUGUAGGUGGCCUGGUUCUGCGCAUGACAGCAACAUAUUCAAUAAUAGUCGGCUGAAGCAUCGUUUGGAGCAGAAUGAGUUUAAAGACUGUUUUUUAUUGGGGGACAGUGGAUAUGGUGUCAGUAAAUAUAUGAUGACACCACUCUCACAUCCAACCACUGCUGCAGAGCGGUUGUACAAUGAGUCGCAAAUACGUACUAGAAACUGUAUAGAAAGAUGUUUUGGCGUAUGGAAGCGUCGAUUUCCAGUGCUAUCAAUUGGAAUAAGACUUUCUCAGGACACGACCAUGGCGGUUAUUAUCGCCUGUGGAAUUUUGCAUAAUAUAGCUCGGCAGAACAAAGAUGCAGACCCGCCUGAAGAAGAACACUGUAACGUUGGAGAUCCCAAUGAAAAUUUAAUGGAGGCGUAUGAUCCUAUACCCGAAACACAGGGCGGUGCUUUUAUGAGGUCGAGCUUAAUAAGAGAUUAUUUUGGAAGAUUAUAAUGAUAUAUAUGUUGGAACCAUUAUCCGCAAUCUGUAAUUGGGAACGCUAAAUCUGCAUGUUUCAAUAAUAAAAGGUUUGCUCAGAAAAUAAUUUUCUCGCUCCCUGUUGACAAAAUAGGCUCCCUUAGCAAGG